Messenger RNA from Chironomus riparius, 1192 nucleotides. NCBI's taxonomy places the organism in Eukaryota, Metazoa, Arthropoda, Insecta, Diptera, Chironomidae. The record is from the annotation of a GenBank genome assembly.
GAUUUUGUUUGUUGAACGCACUUUAAAUUUUACUGAAUGAAUAUUUGCGCACAAAAAACAAGAUUUAUUUUUGAUUUCCACAAAAUCUUAUUAAAUCAAUCCAAAUUCCAGCAAAACGAGCUACCACAAAAUGCUCACAACAACAAUAUUGUCUACAUCCAAUUUCUCCUUCAACCAUUCAAUGUUGCACAGCAAACGAAAAACACAUUGAAUGAAUGUUUGAUGCUCGAAGAUAUCAUAAAAAUUAAUUUUUAAUUCCAACAUAGGAGAUUAGGCUGAUUAGAUUGUGAUGUGCAUUGUGAAAUAGUCAGCGAAUAAAUGCACAGGGCAUACAUUCAAUUUGCUUUAGUCAUUUUAUGAGUGCUGACAAGAUUCCUCAGAAAAAUGUCGAGAAAGUUUUUAAGUUUUCUCUUAAUUUCAUUGUGCUAUUGUCAACAAUUUGAUGAUCGUUGCAAAGUGGUGAGAGCAUGACAAAAUAAUGUCAAACUUGGUGUGAAAAAGUUUUACUUCACAGCCUAACACCACGACGUCACAAAAUUUACCGCAUGAGAUGAGUUCUUCUUUGUUCUACAAGUGUCACAAUGGCUUUUUGCUGCUCUUAACAUGUCCACGUGGAAUGAAAUUUGAUCCCUUUUUAUCAGCAUGUUUGCCAGACGAACGAAAGGAUUAUUCAGUGCAUAAUAUAGGAACAAAUUUAAUUAAGAAUCCAACACCACCUUAUAUAACCACAACGAGUGUUAAGUUCAGUGAAAGUAAUCCUAUAAUUCCAUCAACAAUUCCAAAUCCACCAAUUUUAACAUCCACUCAUUCGUCUUCGCAUCCUGAUAAUGAUUCUAUAACUAGCAUGAAUAUUCAUCCAACGCCUUCAUUAUUAACCACAAUUUUAUCCACACUUGUUCCUGACAAAGCUCCAAUUGUGACUAAAAUGAGCAUUGAUGAUGAACUUCCUAUUUUAACAAGUACAAUCCGAAUCCCAACACCUCCCUUGCUGACCACAUCGACAAGUUUAGCAGAAACAUCUACUUUAGUGCCAACCACAACAGGAUUGUCGACAACUAAUGCAGAUAUAACGAACAUUCCAACUGCACCGACAAUUUUUGAAACAACUAUGAAAUUAUUUUUGCCUACAUCUCCAGCUUUUAAACAAUUAAAUCAUAUAGAGGAGGAAGAACUUGGUGUGGAUUUGAGUUAA